CCUCCCCCCCCCCCCUCUGCAUGCGUCGAGUGCGAAGUCAAAGCCGGCUGCGUUCCCAGCCUCACGGACUGACGGACGGCGUGGAGCCAAUAGCCUCGCAGUGACCUGCUCAUCAUAAGUGGGGUGGGUGGGGGGUGUGUGGAGGAGCAACGAAUAUUGAGAGAGAGAGAGAGAGAAACGACGGAGCGACGAGAAGAUCUACAAAUCGCUAAGGACAAGAACGCGAAUACAGCGAGAGAGGGACACACAGAGACACACGCACGCACGGAGAGAGAGAGACACGCACAUACACAGAGAGAGAGAGACACACACACACACAGACGCACACACACAGACACACACAGAGACACACACAGAACCACAGAGAGAGAGAGAGAGACACACACACACAGACACACACACAGAGACACGCACACACACGAACAGAGAGAGACACACACGAAUACCGCUCACUGUCGCUUAAAGACGCGGAUUCAAUCGCAGCGCGCUCGCACCUGGCGCGCACCAGAUUCUUUCUCACUCUGUUAUCUCCGACGGCUGGCGACGACAACAAAAAAAACCCACAAAAAUCCGCGCGUCCGCGAGUCGAGGAGGGAGGACGAUGUUCCAGCCACCCACCAAGCGCUGCUUCACCAUCGAAUCUCUCGUGGCUAAGGAUGGUGGCGACUCUGUAUCCGCGGCCGCAACUUUGCAACAACAACAGCAGCAGCAGCAACAACAGCAGCAACAGCAGCAACAACAGCAACAACAGCCGGCUUACCCGAUACCCGGAGGUGCGAAUCCGUUGACUUGCGGUGCCCAGCCACCGCAUCCAUUCGCGGCAGCGGCGGCGGCGGCAGCGGCCGCGGCUGCCAGCCGGGCGGGGAUGCACCCGGAGUUGUUCUUCCACGACGCCCAUCACCUGCAGCCACUGCUCGCCGUGCCCGCCAUGCACCCGUCCGGCCACCACCACCACCACCACUUGUCCCACCCGCCUCCGUCGCUGCCCCUGUUCGGAGGUCCGCAGGGGAGGGAUGCCAUCAGUCUCUACCCGUGGCUAUUGCAUCGGCCGCGGUAUCUUGGGCACAGAUACCCAGGUGCCGACGGCAGCGCCGAGAGCCUCCUGCUGCACAGUCCGUUCGCGCGCAAGCCGAAGCGCAUCCGCACGGCGUUCUCGCCCUCGCAGCUGCUGCGUCUGGAGCACGCGUUCGAGAAGAACCACUACGUGGUGGGAGCCGAGCGCAAGCAGCUCGCCAGCAGUCUCAGCCUCAGCGAGACGCAGGUAAAGGUAUGGUUCCAGAACAGGCGAACCAAGUACAAGAGGCAGAAGCUGGAGGAGGAAGGGCCGGAGAGUCCGCAGAAGAAGAAGAGCUCCCAUCACAUCAACCGGUGGAGGCAGGCGACCAACCAAGGCAGCGGCGACGAGAUAGACGUCACGUCGGAUGACUGACACGCAAGCAGUGACGUCCCACCCACCCCUCCUCCGCACCCCCCGGGAGGAGACGGAACGCUCACGCGGAGCGCUGCGCGUGCAGAGCGACGGAGAGACAGAAUCGACGCCGCCGUGCCCACACGGACUUUGCAAGAAGCGCGUCCUGCCGGCAAUUUCGCAGUUCUGCGGAGGCGUCGUCAUCACGAUUACUCUCGUCGCUCGUGAGACGCGCGGCUGUGGACAAUUCGUGGUGAUGUUGUUUCCUAUUGCGAGAAAAAAAAAAGCCGGUACUGUUUAUUCACGAGACACGCUUGCGUCCCGCGAGCGUGGUGGGGAGGAGGAGGAGAGGGAGGAUCAAAGCAACAAUUUCCCGAGUCGGGCAGAUGGGGGCAGUGUGUGAUACGCGAUGCAGCAAACAGAAAACAACAACAGCAGCAGCAGCCACCGUCCGCCUGCAAUUAGCCACUAGGGAGAUGUCAAGAGGGAGAGCUAAAUUGCCUUGUUGACGCCAGGCGCCAGUUGGAGGCAACACGCGUGCAUUACAUACCCACCGUUAAUGCACACACGCGCGUUUGUAUGUGUGGGUGUGUGGGGAGCGGUUAGCUUCGCUCGUUCAUGACCAAUAACCGUGGCGAACAUUCGAAUCGGGUCUGGGUCUCGUCCAGGUUGACUCGCCCUCGAAUGAGUAGCCUGGUGUGGUGUGUAAAUAUCGUCACGGGGGAGACAAAGGCGGCCGGGCGUGGUGCUGGCUGGCCACCCAUCCCCUCGCCUUCAUAGGCGCUCUCUAAACAGAACUUGGCACCGCAUGACCCAGCAGCUUCUGUUUGGCCGGAUAGAGGGGGCUAAUCGGGCACGGCACGGGCUCGAGAAGAGAUAUGGAGUGAUGUGGCACAGAAGGAUGUGGAGCUGAUUGGACUUGCCGAUGACUGCUGCCAGCGGUGUCAAUAUCGGUCAAUGUAUCACGGAGGGCGGAUGGGCGACGCUCACAACAACGAGCGGAGCGCCGGGAGGAUAAAACGCAGCAAGUUGCCACAGUGUGGAGCGCACAGGUGGCGCAUCUGCCGGCCAUCUCAAUCAGUCACCCCAUGGCACCUGGGUCUCUCCCGUGACCUCCUGCAGCCAGAGAGCCUUCGACACACUCCACGUGGCCUCGAGGUGUAAUACCUAGCCCGUCACAAGCGCCGUUGUGCGCCAUCGCCGCUAUAGUGGCGAACGACGGUUGUUGUUGUUGUUGUGUGCGUGGGAUCGAUGUGUCACAGCAUUAUAAAGCGAGCGCGCGUGGCUGAGAUCUGUCGAACCGCGCGCGAGCGUGUGUGUGGUUCUUAUUUUUUUGGUUGCCCUACGGCAGGGGUGGGGGAACCUUUUUUCUGCCAAGGGCCAUUUGGAUAUUUAUAACAUAUACAAAAUUAUCAACUUAAAAAUUAGCCCGUUCUAUUUGGUCAAACAUUUCAUUACUCGCCCCUAAUGCGAUGGCUGGAACUGCUUCUAUUUGGCGAGGCGUGUGAUGUUAGCUGGCUAUUGAUGAUGUUGCUGCUACUCGCAACUGCUUUUCCAGGUUUGCUCCUAGAGAUUCAUUGAAUUUCGAGUCCCGCCUGCGGUUGGCUUGGCAGGGCCACACCAAAUGAUUUCGCGGGGCCUUAAACGGCCCGCGGGCCGGACGUUCCCCACUCCUGCCCGACGGAAUCGUGGUAACGUCGAAGGAGGAAAACCUUUGUGAGGCGCUGCUCGAUUAAGCGGAACGUUACCUGGCCCGUGAAAAUGUGGAGAAAUCGACACGGGUUGAAAGGGAAGGAAUACAAAAAUACACUAAUGAUAAUAAUACUCUUGCAACCUGUUCUGUGAGCAACGUUGUCCAAGAGUUGUGCGCGCGGAUAUUGGCCGAUGAUGUCCCCCAACUCCUCACCCUUCCCAAAAGGAACCCCACGCAAUCGUUUAUCGUUGUUUUUAUUUUUGUUAUCGACGCCGCCAUACGCGCGACGAGAUCGGUGUUUUGCUCCAAGUGGAUUGUAAAGAUAACACGAGAUAAAAUUAUUUAAGUCCGUUUUGAAUAAAUUGUACAUACGUUAUACUGUACUUGCAUCGAUUGUUUACGAACCUUGUGUUUCCAUGUCAGAGUUAGGUCUAUCUAAUUAUAUAUGUCGACUUUUGCCUGUGAUGUGUGCAAAUAUUAAAAGUAAAAAAAAAUAAAGUAAAUGAUAUUGUGCAUGAAAGCAACCCCCA
This is a messenger RNA of Lethenteron reissneri (Far Eastern brook lamprey), 3631 nucleotides long. Its product is annotated as homeobox protein EMX1-like. Gene Ontology annotation, molecular function: RNA polymerase II cis-regulatory region sequence-specific DNA binding; DNA-binding transcription factor activity, RNA polymerase II-specific. Gene Ontology annotation, biological process: neuron differentiation; brain development; central nervous system development. The record is from RefSeq and is a predicted model, not a curated record. Gene Ontology annotation, cellular component: nucleus. Lineage: Eukaryota; Metazoa; Chordata; Hyperoartia; Petromyzontiformes; Petromyzontidae.